This is a messenger RNA of Gymnogyps californianus (California condor), 1309 nucleotides long. RefSeq names its product DnaJ heat shock protein family (Hsp40) member C17 (gene DNAJC17). Gene Ontology annotation, cellular component: spliceosomal complex. Gene Ontology annotation, molecular function: RNA binding. The record is from RefSeq and is a predicted model, not a curated record. The coding region runs from base 156 to 1214 and encodes 352 amino acids. NCBI's taxonomy places the organism in Eukaryota, Metazoa, Chordata, Aves, Accipitriformes, Cathartidae. Gene Ontology annotation, biological process: spliceosomal complex disassembly. The transcript has 12 exons.
CGGUGCCUCCAGCCCGGUUCUUCCGCCCCCCCCUCCGCCUUUCCCUCAGGAGCGGGGGCUGUUGCCGAGGGCAGAAGGCGGCUCGGACGUGGGGCUGCGUUUGCUGCUCUCCGGAUAUUUAGCUGAGCGGUUGCUCCAAGCGCUGUUUUAAUGCGAUGCCGCUGCCCUGGGCGCCGCUGCGUUGUCGGCUGGAGCUGGAGCUGUUAGUUAAGAAAGCGUACCGGCAGAAGGCGCUGACUUGUCACCCAGAUAAGAACCCGGACAAUCCCAGAGCAGCGGAAGUCUUCCACCAACUGUCUCAGGCCUUAGCCGUGCUAACAGAUGCAGCAGCAAGGGCGGCGUAUGACAAAGUGAGAAAGGCUAAGAAGCAAGCUGCAGAAAGGACACAAAAACUUGAUGAGAAGCGAAAGAAAGUAAAGCUUGAUCUUGAAGCCAGAGAACGAGAAGCCCAGACCCAUGAGAGUGAAGAGGAGGAGAUCAGGAUAACGAGAUCAUUAGAACAAGAAAUAAUCCGCCUGCGUGAAGAAGGCUCCCGUCAGCUUGAGGAGCAGCAGAGACUCAUUCAAGAACAGAUCCGGCUUGAAAGAGAGCAGCACAUCCAAGGCAAGCAAGAAAGAAAUGGAGCAGAAGGCAAAAUAACUCCUAAACUCAAACUAAAAUGGAAAUGCAGGAAAGAAGACGAGACGAGAGGGGGAUACUCAAAAGAUGUUCUGUUGCAGAUCCUGCAAAAGUAUGGCGAUGUGCUCAAUUUGUUGAUCUCAAGUCGGAAGACUGGGAGUGCAGUUGUGGAAUUUGCUACGGUUAAGGCCGCUGAGAUGGCUGUGAAGAAUGAAGUUGGCCUGAUAAAUAAUCCUCUAAAGAUUUCCUGGCUGGAGGGCCAGCCCCGGAACAAUCCCAGCACUGUGCUUUCUGACAGCACUAGUCAGCCUAGGACUUCACAGAUCAAAAAGAUCUCGUUGCUGAGAGGACUCCUGCCUCGUGCUGUACAGGUGCCCUUAGUCUGUGUCUCGAUCAGCCUUGUGUGUGUUCGCUAUCUAGAUAUUUUAGCAGCUUGUGAGAUUGUUCGGGACAUUCACUCUCCUGACUUUUUGGCAUCCGUGGUAUCGGAACGGGAUUACGAGAGCCUGGUGAUGAUGCGGAUGCGCCAAGCAGCAGAGAGGCAGCAGCUUAUUGAACAGCUCAAGCGGGAAGAUGAGGAAGAGUCUCACACCUAGCAUGAGAGAGUAUGGAUUCUCCCUACCCCAUCAGUCUUCAUUUCCAAAGCUGUUUCUUAAAUUAAGUCAAUAAACCUCCUUUUUUUAAAACUGUU